Molecule: messenger RNA, 1354 nt
Organism: Lucilia sericata (common green bottle fly)
Lineage: Eukaryota; Metazoa; Arthropoda; Insecta; Diptera; Calliphoridae
Product: haloacid dehalogenase-like hydrolase domain-containing protein 2
Exons: 5
Coding region: 10-885 (291 amino acids)
Biological process (GO): dephosphorylation
Molecular function (GO): phosphatase activity
Source: RefSeq, a predicted model, not a curated record
UUCACAAUAAUGUAUACAAAAUAUUUGUCUGCCUUCUGCCGAAACCAAUAUCAUCAUAAGCAGCAAUUGUUUACAAUUAAACGUUAUAAAAACUUAUGGAAUUAUUCAAUUAAAAGUAAAAUGCCUAUUAAAGCAGCUUUAAUCGAUUUAAGUGGUACUCUACAUGUAGAAGACCAACCAACACCAGAUGCUGUUAAUGCCCUUCAAAGAUUGCGUGAUUCGGGUGUGAUGAUUAAAUUUGUCACCAACACCACUAAAGAAUCGCGACAAACUUUAUUAAAACGUUUACAAACUAUUGGUUUCCAAGUGGAUAAAGAUGAAAUACACAGUUCCUUAAGUGCGGCGGUAGAAUAUAUCAAAAGAGAAAACCUAAAUCCCUUUUAUUUGGUAAGCAAAGAUGCACGUUCGGAUUUUCCAGCAAAUGAUGAAGGAAAACCUUACGAUUCAGUGGCUAUAGGUUUGGCACCCGAUGAAUUUUUUUAUGAAAAUCUUAAUAAAGCUUUUAAUAUAUUAUUGGCCAACAAGGAACAUAAGUUAAUUGCCAUACACGAAGGUAAAUACUAUAAACGUAAAGAUGGUUUGGCUUUAGGUCCUGGCUGUUUUGUCAAAGGUCUAGAAUAUGCUACCGGUACUAAAUCCAUUUUAAUUGGUAAACCAAAUGAGUAUUUCUUUAAAAGUGCCUUGUCCGAUGAUAUAAAUGUGGAAGAAUGCGUUAUGAUUGGUGAUGAUACUAAAGAUGAUAUUGUUGGUGCUAUGAAGGUGGGCCUUAAAGGAUUACAGGUUAAAACUGGUAAAUAUUUGCCCGAUGUAGUGGCUGAACCACCACCCACUGCCUUGGUAGAGAAUUUUUCAGAAGCUGUUGAUUGGAUUUUGAAAAAUAAAUAAGUUUGUUAAAAAAAUUUAAUAAAUAGAUAUACUAUCCCUCUAGUCGCAGAAUUGUAUAUCGAUUGAAAGUGGAAUUAUGUAUGUAUUUCUGUUUUUUGCUACUUUAGGAAAAGUAAAACGAAAGCUUAACAUAAUUAUGAGCCAAAAAGCCUUAUUUGGAGGUACAAUUGUAUGGUGGGCUAGAUGAAAUAUUGGAUCGAUUUCAACCAUUUCUAAUAGGCGUUCUUGGGACAAGAGAUGUGCCAAAUUUUAUCAAAUUAUCUUAUUAUCUUACAUGGACAUAGAGACGGACAGACGACAGAAAGUGAUUAUUUAAGGUGGGUCUAGGACCAAUAUUUUAGGCUUUUAAAACCUUAGGACACACCUAAAACCUCCCCACUGAAGUGGUGUAGGGUAUAAUUAUAAUUUAACUAACUAAAACAUACUACAUUUUAAUUUAUUUAUAUUUUUAUUUAAGAUAUCAAUGAAG